CGCUGUAACACACAACCGUACCAUUCCAUUGGAAGAGGCCCAUUUGCACCGUGUCGUACGUGCUUCUAAUCGACCUGCUGCGCUCUGGCAGUACUAACCACUGCUGCUGUUGCUGCAAACUAUGUUAACUGAGUGUGUGUGAAAGGGGAGGGGGGAAAAGAUACUGCAGAGAGCAAGAAGCCGUACCGGAGGACCGAGUUUUUCUCCCCGUAGUGUAAUUAUAGUCGCGUCCGCAACACAGGUAGGGGACCCCGACCCCGAAGGCAAACCCCGCAAUGCCUUUGACGGAUUGUGAUUAGUGAAUUUCGGUGUAAAGUGUUCCAUCUUCCUGCUAGAAAAGCGAGAAGUGGUGCUGCUGUUCCGCAAUGAGUGCUCCCAAGUGAAUCAAUCGAAGUGCAAAAACGUGUGCGUGUGUGUGUGUGUGUGCAAGUGAAAAAUAAAGAAAAGUGUCCAGCGCAAAGUGAGGUGAAGAAAUAGCAAAGUGUCGGGCCGCGACUGAUUAUGUAGUCGGCUGUCUGCACGCGGCUAAGGAUUAAUAGUAAACCAUUUCCCCUCUUUCCGACGUCCCCUUAACACGAACAGGGAACCCCGUUGCCCUAUCUCACUCCCUCUCUUUCCCCGGCAGAGCGGUCUUCGCACAUUUUCGUCCCAAUCAUUUAUGAAAGAGGAUUAUGAAUGUGGACUAAAUCGAUUAAUAUCGAGGUGAUAGUUAUUUGCUUGCUGUCCAUCAUACCAUGGCCCGGCCCGAGCGUGUUCAAGAUAUCAUGCUCCCGCGAAAGCUCGCGCGUCGUGCGCAAGAUCGUGCACUCGCGCUGGCUGCCCAUCCUAGAGAAGUACCAGGUGAAGCUGCCGCUCGAGUGUCCGUUUCAUCCGCUGCGCGACAUUUUCGGGCCGCAGCAGAGCGCCAAAAAGCAGCACCGGCCGAGCCAGUGGACGUGCGGUUUCUGCGGCAAGAGCUUCUUCGAGGAGAAGCAUCUCGAUAUGCACUUCGAGAAUCGGCACCGGACCAACAUCAACACGGCGGAAGAUGCCGUCUGUCUGGCGGACUACUGCGACAUGAUGCGCUGUGAGGUGCUGAUCGCGAAGGACGCGACGCUAGCGUUCGGCAGCGAUCCGAAUGCCGUCUCGACCGAUAUUGAGGUGUGGAGUGAGGCGACCGCGUACCGGACGGCGCUGUCGACAUCAGGGCCGCGGGAUGUAGCGAAGGUUCCGGAAAGUAGGAAGUCACUGCUGCCGAAGAUGCUACAGACCAUUCGGGACGACGUGUUUCGGAAUCGACAACCACCCCAAGGUGUAACCUCAGUGCUUCAGACGAAAGGUGCCGAUAACUGCGACAAGAACGAUGCCACCAAAUCGAAGAGCAGUCGGAAAGGAUCGAAAUCUGGUCACGGAGAUAAAGAAGCUAAGGACAACCCAGUGGAAGAUGAUGACGACGAGGAUGAUGAAGAGGAGGACGAUGAGGAUGACGAGGACGAGGAGGAAGAGUCGGAGAACGAUAGCAACGCCACGUCACAGUGUGAGCAAAAUCUGGUCGACUCCUCGCUGCCACCGGUCGAUCGAAAGCAGCAACGCCUCUCGGAGAUGCAGCGCAUGAAGGCCAACUGUAAUGCGGAAGAGAUCGGCCAGCUGAAGACGCGCUGCGAGGUGCUGGUGCGCGACUGUAUCGUCGGGCUGCUGGUGCAGCUUUCGCUCGAGGACUUCCGUAGCAUGGAGGAGGAGAUGAACCGUGCCAUCUGCUGGUACUUGACGUGCGAGCGAUACUGGGAGGAUGGUCCGCUAGAGCAGCGCCCCUUCCCAUGGGGGCUGGUGUUUGUGCUCGUGAUGGUGCUUUCGAUGGGCGUCUGCCUUUGCUACUACAUCAUCUGGAUACUGUUCGACAGUGAAGAUUUUAGUCCUUCCACGACCAACCAACAACUGCUCGGAGGCCAUCAUCCGACACCGGGCAGCGGUGGCCAUCUACUGCACCACGGACGGCACUACCUACAACCGGGAACGGGCGGCAGCGGUGGUGGCGGCGGCGGCGGUUCCGGCAUCUACCGGUUGCAGGACGGUGGCCAUCAUUCUGCCGCCAGCCUGAACAACCUCGUUGCGGGCUCGAGCGGUAGUAACGACAUUCAGCAUACGCCCCAGAUACAUGCCUCCCCCGGUGGUGGUGUUGGCUCAGCUUCCGCCAUGCUCUACACGACGGCCGACGACGGUGGUAGUGGCUACGGCUAUGCGGCAGGUUCCGCAGGCGGUUCAGCCGCUGCUCGAAUGAUCGCUGCGUCCGGCGGUGGCGGUGAUGUGUCCGCAACUAGUACGUCCGCGGCGGCGCUGGCGGCGAGUAGUGCGGGAGGUGGAUCAUCGGCCGGCGCGGCAACCGGUAGCGGCGACUUCGGUGAGCUGGGACAGAGCGAACACUACAUCUACGUGACGUAUCCACCGGAACUGAAGCGACGUCUGCUGGAAAGGUACGGUAGAGACAUCUAUAUGCAGCUGUUGCGCAAGGAUGUGUACGAUUACUACUAGCUGGUGUUGUUUUUACCUAUACUCGUUGUUACUGUUUUUACUUCCUCUUUUAAUCUCUCUUGCUAUCUUUUGUCGAUGUAUGGUACACUCACUUCGUUUUACAAACACACUCACACACAAAGACACUGUAUUUUAUGUUUCGUUUUGUUUCACUUUUGUGAUGUGCGUGCGAGUGUGUUUCUGCUCUUCGUAUGUGAUGUGUGAUUUUGUGAUCGGUUAUAGCUUUAUGCCCUUAGUGGAGGUUUUUUUUUUGCACAUCUGCUCCAUAUUCGCGCGUCUGAUGUUUUUUGUGUGUGGCUGGAUUUGCUCUUCUUUUUGUGACAUGCCCCCCUCCUCUCGCGCGUCAUAUGUUGCCUCUUUUUCUGUUCAUUUUUGUUGAGGCAUUAAGUUUAUUCACAUACUUUUGACACCAAUAGAAGAGGGAUUUGCAGGUUAAGGAUGAGCAAAUUAUAAAACCCAAAUAGCUUAGUAGAAAGAGAGAAAGAGAAGUAGCAGCAUUUUCGAUGAAAAGAUCAUUCUUUUUUCCCAAGUAAAGUUCACUUUGAGAGGUAACUGUCCACAACUGUCUUCAGGCAAAGAUUGACCAGUGUGUCGUCGUUAUGUAGGAUGUGAUCCACACAACGAGAUUAGUCAAGUCCGCCCCCCUCUUUACGAAAAGUAUUCUGAAGUUAUACUACAUAGCAGAGGAGAAGACCAAGCGUAGCUAAAGACCAAUCUACCAUUAAAGCAAGAGUGACUGUUACUAAAACCAGUGGAAAGGGUUUCAUUACGAUGCCACAACAACCAGUAUAGGACAGAAAUGGCCAAUAGAAGCAGCUUCUUGGAUAGUUUGGGGACGAGUAGCUAUAUGCCUAGAGCACAAGCACAUAAGAGCACCCACAUGGUCCCACACACAUUGCUGUACAUACAAAGAGUGAGACAUUUAGACAUUAAGAAGGCAUGCUGUGUGGGUUUGGUCAUCAUCCUACAGGUACACCUACUCUACAAGAAAAACUUCCCUUAUCUUUAUUAAUCUUAACAAUAGCUACUUCUAGUCAAUUUUGCUUGCGCGUUAGGAGUUCCGGGGAACGAAGAGAGAGAUGGGGUUAGUUGUAGUGAUGAACGCACCCACAAGCGAACAAGAUCUUUUAGAUAUGAGAUUUGCACACAGUU
This is a messenger RNA of Anopheles merus, 3660 nucleotides long. RefSeq names its product keratin, type I cytoskeletal 9. Lineage: Eukaryota; Metazoa; Arthropoda; Insecta; Diptera; Culicidae. The transcript has 5 exons. The coding region runs from base 676 to 2508 and encodes 610 amino acids. The record is from RefSeq and is a predicted model, not a curated record.